Pezoporus flaviventris is the source of this 1640-nucleotide messenger RNA. RefSeq names its product transmembrane protein 267 (gene TMEM267). The transcript has 4 exons. NCBI's taxonomy places the organism in Eukaryota, Metazoa, Chordata, Aves, Psittaciformes, Psittacidae. Bases 757 to 1416 code for a protein of 219 amino acids. The record is from RefSeq and is a predicted model, not a curated record.
CGCAGCAGCCCGGGCCGGAUAUACGGGUUGGCUCUUCAUGUAAGAAUGCGGUGCUUUGCCUAAAGCCAGGCGUGUCACUUAGCUGCCAGCCUGCCUCACGCGCCGUUCUUGUGGUAAAGAUGACGGCACAUUUUUAUUUCUUAAUGACUGAGGAGAUGGUUGAUGAGGGGCUUUGGUGGUGGGUGUUGAAGCAAAGCAUACUCUUUCUUCAGGACAUAAAAAUUUUUGCUGAUCGGUGUAAUUUCACGUCUGCUUGCCGCAUGCCUGUCUUUCCUUCUUCCCCGUCUUUAGUUACACAUACUGAUUGUAUUCUAGUCUUAAAUUGGAUUAGUUAUUUACGAUGCAAAUGAUGUUGCAGUUAAUGAGGGUAAUGCAUAAACUGCUCGUGCUUCUUUUUUUCUUGUUUAGGAUGACAGAUGAUUUUUUUUUUUCUUCUACUGGAUAGUACUGGGAUCUGUUUCUAUUCCUAAAUACUUUAAGGAUAUUUCUUCCAAAUGUUUUCUUUUAGGUACAUCUCAGUUCCAAAGUACUCAUUAAGGAGCAGGAUGGAACAAAUGGUGUUUGGUCUUCUCUGCACUGGACUGCGCAGGCAGGAUUCAAAAAGCACAGAAGCUCCAUGCUGAGGCAUAGACCAGGUUUGCUACUGGAAUAAAGCAACUGCAAUGGGAAGAAUAUGUUCACUUAGUCCCAGAAACAACUGAUUAUGCAAAGGACAAUGUACAGUGUGUGUCCUGAUGACAUUUUGUGUGAUGUAACAUGCUUAUUGCCAUGGCAUCUGAGACUGAAAAGGCCCAUGCUCUUCUCCAGACUUUCAGCACAGCUUCAGUUAUUUCUAGUCUAGGUUUGGGAGUAUUUUGCUUUGUAGCAGACAGAGUUCUGCAAUUUUCUUUCAUUCAGCAAAAUGACUGGCUCCGAGCCUUCUCUGAUAAUGCAGUGCACGGUAUACUAGGAAUGUGGUCCUGGGCAAUAGUGGUUGGACUCAGGAAGAAAAGUGACUUCACUGAGGUCACUCUGGCUGGCUUCCUCUCCUCUGUCAUUGAUGUGGACCACUUCGUUCUUGCUGGCUCCCUGUCAUUAAAGGCUGCUCUGACUCUUCCACGGAGACCAUUUCUUCACUGUUCUACUGUGAUUCCUGUUGUGGCUCUGACAUUAAAGUUUAUUAUGCACCUUUUCAGGCUUAAAGAUUCAUGGUGCUUUCUUCCCUGGAUGUUGUUCAUAUCCUGGACUUCUCAUCACAUCCGUGACGGGAUUCGUCAUGGCCUCUGGAUCUGCCCAUUUGGAAAAACUCCUCCUUUGCCAUAUUGGCUCUAUGUGGCAAUUACAGCAUCUUUACCUCAUCUAUGUUCAUUUAUUAUGUAUUUAACAGGCACUAGAGAAUUAAUGUCUAUAAAACAUGGAAUCCGCAUUGAUGUUUAAGAAUGAAGUUUCUUAAAGGCUGUUAAGGCUUGAAUAUUUAAGGACUGUAUGAAGGCAAACUUACUUAUUACAGUAGACAGAAGCUUUAGGGAAAAUUUGGGAAGAUUCAGGAAGAUUCAGAUAUGAGAAAAUUAAAAUUGCUCAAAAUGUGAGUUUGCUUACAGACCUUACUGCUGUCCUCAUAAACAACAUUUUCCAUUAAGUGCAAUGUCAUCCAUAAAAUU